AUGGUUGACAACCAAGAUAGCGAAGUUCCGGAAGAAAUGCCUGGAGGUCUACCUGCAAGUUGGUUUACUAAUCCUGUACCUUCGAGAGAGUCCUUAAACCAUCAAGGGAGGGAUAUUUUGGCGCGAGAACAUCGUCAAAGAGUCUCUAGGAUAGCACAGAACGAGGUUGCAUUGCGUGACAUAUUCAGAUUCAAUAUCCAUCGUUCCAACGCGCAAUCGAAUGGCCAGGAGGGCCAUUCUGGCUCUCUUGCUGAGGCUCAGACGAAUCCAAACAACAACGAGAGCUUAUUAGUCGAUACAAGGGUCAAUAUGUUAAGUGGCGUUCCUGGGUCAUCGAGUUUGCAAUCGAAUGACCUCGCAAAGCUAUACGCAUUUCAAUCGACUUUACAGCAAAAGGUUCAAGCAUAUUUGGAUGUGAUAGAAAGGAGGAGGAAUGGUAUCUUGGAUGAAAUCGGUAUGGACAACAGUAAACUUGACAAGAUGCAACAAUCGGACUCUCCUCAAGUAGCAAGUUUCCUGAACAAGCUGCAGAGAGUGAGACUGCGUGCCAUUGAAACAGAAACCAUGGAAUUGCAAACCUUAAGGAUGAAAUUUCUGACGGUUGUGGAAGAGUAUCGAAAGGCUAUGAAUGAAUACUGCAAAGCAAAGAUGGAGGGAAAACAAGUCCAAAAUCCAACGGAUUAUUUCCAAAAUUGGGUAGAUUCCUUAGAUCCUGUUGAAACUUCAAUGUCUAAAGGGUUACAAGAACUUUUACCGGGCUCAAGAUCGAUUACAAAUAGCAUUUUAGCAUUAACAAGUAAGGCAGGUGGGCCCUCGACGUUCAAUGUUUUUCCGCUAAAUCACCUUCCAUCGGAAAUUCUGCAUUUGAUUUUAGAAAAACUCAGUCACAAUUCCGAAAUCGUCAAUCUACUGACAGUUUGCAAAUUAUGGGCUCAAAUCAUCGUCAAGAUCCUUUAUUAUCGACCUCAUAUUAAUAAACGAUCUCAAAUGGAGCUGUUCAUGAGAACGAUGACAUUAGACUCACACGAGACAAUUUUCAUCUAUCGUUCAAUGAUCAAAAGGCUCAACUUCUCCUUUGUUGGGGACCAUAUGCAUGACCAAGAGCUAUACAAUUUUGUUGGGUGUCAAAACCUUGAGCGGCUAACUUUGGUUUUCUGCAAGAAUGUCACUAGUAAAUCUAUAUCAGCAGUUUUGCAAGGUUGCAAAUACUUACAGAGUGUCGACAUUACAGGUAUAAGAGAAAUUUCGGACAACAUCUUUGAUACUUUAGCAGAGAGUUGUCCAAGAGUUCAAGGAUUUUACGUUCCGCAGGCGAAAAAUGUAACAUCAAGAGCACUGCAUAAUUUCAUCACACAUGCGCCCAUGUUGAAAAGAGUGAAGAUAACAGCUAACAACAAUAUGGAUGAUAAUCUCAUAAAUCUCUUUGCGGAGAAGUGCCCUAUGCUUGUGGAAGUGGACGUGACUUUAAGUCCCAAUGUUCAUGAUUUCAGCCUUUUGAAAUUGUUCACAAAAUUGACGCAACUACGGGAAUUCAGAAUUACGCAUAACACUAAUAUCACUGACAAGUUGUUUUUGGAGCUUUCUCAGAAAGUCAAACAAUUGCCAGCAUUGAGGCUGUUGGACCUUUCUGGGUGCGAAAAUAUCACGGAUAAGACAAUCGAAAGAGUAGUAGAGCUUGCUCCAAAAUUAAGAAAUGUGUUUUUGGGAAAAUGUAGCAGGAUUACAGAUUACUCAUUACAUCAUUUGGCGAGGCUGGGAAAAAACUUACAAACUGUUCACUUUGGUCAUUGCUUUAACAUAAGUGACCAAGGAGUUCGAGUUCUAGUUCAAUCUUGCCCCCGCAUACAGUAUGUCGAUUUCGCCUGCUGCACAAACUUGACAAAUCGCACGCUAUAUGAACUAUCAGAUCUUACCAAGUUGAAGAGAAUAGGUCUGGUGAAGUGUUCGCAAAUGACAGACGAAGGACUGCUGAACAUGAUAUCUUUGAGAGGCCGAAAUGAUGGGUUGGAAAGGGUGCACCUUUCUUACUGUUCAAACCUAACUAUCUAUCCCAUCUACGAGCUUUUAAUGGCAUGUCCACGACUUUCACAUUUAUCACUAACAGCCGUUCCAUCUUUUUUGAGACCUGACAUCACUGCUUUUUGCAGAACAGCUCCAAGUGACUUUAGUGAUAAUCAACGUCAGAUUUUCUGUGUUUUUUCUGGCAAAGGUGUUCAUAAACUUCGUCACUAUCUCAUGAGUUUAACCACUCCAACGAGUGGGCCUCAAACUGAUCUUCAUGAAGUCUUAACCAAAUACAUCGUCUCCAAGAACAUGUUACAACAGGGUGAAAAUCUGGAAGACGGAAUCAACAGAAUUACAAGCGAUUUGAAUCAAGAUUCAGCAGCUAUUUUGGCUGCCACUGGAUUGAGCCAAAUGAAUGGAGUUAACAAUGACUUUUUGUUCCAAAACAUAGAUUUUGACAGGUUGGAAGACGUUUUUAAUUGGUAUGAAACACCACCUAGAGGGCUAUCAUCAGAGGAACUAGCCACUCUGUGGUCACAGGUCGAUCAAAAAUUCUGUGAGGACCCAUUUGACGAGGAAUACGAUGGCCUUGAUAAUGUUGUGGCUCCUGGAGCAAAUUCAAACCUCAACAACGAGUUAUGUUAUAUUGUUAGAAAGCUACAUGAACUUGAUGAUCGUGCUAAUGAUUUUGAAGUCAAUGUUGCAAGCUUGGCACGGGUGCAAUUUCAGUUUACCGGGUUCCUUCUGCAUGAAAUGGCACAGAUCUACAUGCAAAUGGUUGAGCUAAAUAGACAGAUUUCACAAAUUCAAUCACGCGUUUACGAGUCCAACGUUGAGGCAGACAUUAAAGGCCUUUCAGUUUGGAGGCUUCUCUUUAUUGAGAAGUUCGUUGAACUACUUCAAAAGUAUAAACUCUCCACAGUGGUACUACGACUAUAUCUCAAGGAUAGCAUAACACUCCUCACGAGGCAACGAGAGUUAUUACUUGCUCAUCAAAGGACAUCCUGGAAUGCAAAUAAUGACAACGAGAAUUCUGACGAUCCCGCCAUUUGGCGUCAAUUCGAGAAUAAUAUGCAAAUGACUCCUGAUCAAAUGCGUAUAAUUCAAUUCGGUUUAAGGGGUCCUCCAAUUGUGGGGGAGGCCGGACUUCGACCUCUUGUGGAUGCAAACAACAACGCAAUUGACGAACGUUCGGAGACACCAGAUGACGAAACUAUCUUGGAGGACGCUUGA
Molecule: messenger RNA, 3237 nt
Organism: Torulaspora delbrueckii
Lineage: Eukaryota; Fungi; Ascomycota; Saccharomycetes; Saccharomycetales; Saccharomycetaceae
Gene: GRR1
Product: SCF ubiquitin ligase complex subunit GRR1
Exons: 1
Coding region: 1-3237 (1078 amino acids)
Biological process (GO): SCF-dependent proteasomal ubiquitin-dependent protein catabolic process
Cellular component (GO): SCF ubiquitin ligase complex
Molecular function (GO): protein binding
Source: RefSeq, a predicted model, not a curated record